Molecule: messenger RNA, 2624 nt
Organism: Grus americana (Whooping crane)
Lineage: Eukaryota; Metazoa; Chordata; Aves; Gruiformes; Gruidae
Product: elongin-B-like
Exons: 4
Coding region: 2206-2571 (121 amino acids)
Biological process (GO): transcription elongation by RNA polymerase II
Cellular component (GO): elongin complex; VCB complex
Molecular function (GO): protein binding
Source: RefSeq, a predicted model, not a curated record
UUUGCCACCUGUAGCACGCUUAGCACCAGGCCUCCCAAAAUCUGAACCCAGGUCACUGGAAAACAAAUAGAAAGCUCAGUUCAUGCUGUCUGAGGUUUCAGUUCAGAAGUAAAGCUUCUUCUAGUCUUUCAUGCCUCUUCCCAAGACAACUGCUAUAAUAAUAAUAUUUUUGUCACAGCACAUGGAGGAAUGCGCCCCAUUUUCCAAAGGUUUGUAAGGCAGGCAGGAAAAUUCACCUCAAAUUUCGAAGCUCUUACAAUGUAACAGAAGGUCUGUUGAAGAAAACAGGGCCUGCACAAUAUCUUUUGUAAUACAAUAAUGGAAACAUUAGCCUUUGUCCAUCCUACAAGAGUGGUACUGUUAGGAGCAAACAAACUUUGAUCUUUAGACUGUGAGACAAAAUAUUGUUUGGGGAAAAAACCAGCAGGUUCACAUGAAUAAUGGACAGCACUAUGCAGGUUACUUCUAAAUUAUGAGGUUCCUUUGAAAACAAAAUCCUGAUUUAAGGGCAAAUUUCUCAGCAGUCAUGGAAUUACUUAGGAAUGGAAAUCUGAGCAGAUCUCAACUUGAUGGAGCAAAAAUAAUUUGUAACACAUAUGCACUGAUGUAUAGGUAGAAAAAAUAAACUGUUUGUUCAUGCCUGAGCUCCCAAUCCAGGAUGUCUCAGUGAAACAAAGAAUUAAAUAACCUGCUAACUAGUAUACUUCAGGAUGGUUCAAAUUGGCUAGGGCUGGAUGGAGACUGGGCUUUGGCCCAGCUCCCCCCAUGAUAAUGACUUUGUAGAGUUGCAGAAGCCAUUUCCACUCACACAAGUGAAGCCUGUUUCACUGACUCCGAUGGUGCUCUGCUGCUGAAAAUCUGGUUUAAAUUCAACCAGAUGUUAAUUCCCAAAGGCUGGGUAAGUCCUGACUGCCUGGAAGUAGGCUUUUUAAAAUAAAACACUCUUCUAGCCUCCCCUACUGGGGUAGCUGCCACUUCAUCUCUCACAACUUUUACCCCACUUUCAAGAUUGCUGUGAGGCUUUAUUAAUGCUUGCAAAAAAUUGCCCAGUGUUUUGCAGAAAGUGGAUUUUUAAGUAUGAUAUACUUUUACUAUCUUUAAUGCUGAAAAAAAAAUAAAAUCAUAAAAUCAGGAAGCACAUUGACUGCAGUUUAUUGGGAACACCUGGGUAUAAAAUCAUCACCUGAGGCAUCAGGGCAUGGAAAAGUGAGAAACUCAAGCUUCAUGUAAUUCCAGUCUAAGAUAAUUGAUUGAGGGUUAAUUGCUAGGGAGGGGCCCAAAAGACUUGCCCUUCAUUUAUGCUAUUUAAGGGGCUGGACAUGGGCCUUUCAGGUGAGUUGUUGGGGAAGGUGAGUCUGAAAAGAGGUGGGAAGCUGUGAUACCUUUUACUAUGGAAGUCUAGUGUAUUUCUUCAUAGAGCAAUUAUUGUUGGAGAUCUAAUUAAAAUCUCUCUACUGUUUUAUGGUGGUGCUGUGUUCUUGGUUUGGUUUUUUUUCUUGUUUGGGGUUUUUUUAAGGUAUCUUAUUCUGAGACACUGUUACUUGUAGAAAUAAUCAUUUGGUGAUCUGAAAGCUUAAUGUAUGUUUCUAACAAAAAAAAGAAAAAAAUCCUGCUGUUACCUGAAGGGAACAGGGAGUGAUUGUUGUGCUGCUAUGAACUGCCAAAAGAUUUAUGCUAGGUUCCUUAAAAAGGAUAGCCUAAGCUGAUGCCAUCUUGGGGAAGCUUGCCCAGAGAUAGCUCCUUUAGUUUUUUUCCUCUAUGCAUUGCAGAAAGUUAUAUCAAGGCAUGGAGUAGUUAAUGACUUGGCAGCCUGGGAUAAAGGAAGGAGACUUCAAGCAAGGCUGGCAUUGAGACUGCAGUGGUCAGUCUGAUAUCACAACUACCUGCCAGCAGAGCACAGGACUUAAAGCUGGUCCAAAGUUAUCAUCUGCUACAGCACCAGCUAUUACACAUGUGCCCAUCUACUUCAAGUGCUUAGCUGACGUCUUUCAUCAUUAAAGGAAUAAUCAAAGGAGAAGCAGGAAUAUUUAAAGUCUUUCUAAGUCUAUGUGAUUGCCAGAUUAUUCCGCUUGGUCCCGAUUAGAGCUAACUGUGAAACAGGAAGAGGAAUUUUGCUCAUCUACUCCUGAAAAUACAGAUUUCUCACUAAGAGGACUGAAAUCUGUUUCCCAGUGACAGAGGACUGCAGGAAGCCCUAGGGUGGUGAUGGAUGUCUACUUGAUGAUUCGCCGCCACAAGACAACAAUCUUCACUGAGGCCAAAGAGACAACAACUGUGCAUGAGUUGAAAAAGGUGGUGGAGGGAAUACUGAAGAGGCCACCAGAGGAGCAGCGGCUCUACAAAGAUGACCAGCUGCUGGAUGAUGAUGAUAGGACUUUGCUAGACUGUGGCUUAAGCAGCCAAAGCUGCCGUCCUCAUUUGCCUGCCACAGUGGGCUUGGCUUUAUUCAGACAUGGCAAUGGCACCUUUGAACCAUUGCGUAUUGACCCUUUCUCAAGCACCCCAGAGCUACCUGAUGUUAUGAAGUCACAGGAGUCUGGUAGCAGCUCUAGUGAUCAAGCCUUGCGUUAAAACCAUCAUCUCCUGUUUUGCCUCUUGCAGAUAUUGUGCUGGUCUUGUCUAUG